GAUAUUCUGGGAUACAACUGCCAUCACUUCACAGGGAGAAUUUCUUCAGGAGAGUACAGUGUGAUCACGUAAAAGGUGUUAUUGGUGGAUCGAGGAAGUAGCGACGGACACGUUUGGUUCUCCUUCCGUUUCCGUCUCUUGGGUGUUAGUUGGCUGGUCCUUUAAGGCACUGGAUCCAGUUUCCUCCCAGUCCUCCUGACCCAUCGCUGCCUGCAGAGCUGAGAGACAUCUGGAUCAGAGAGAGAGAGAGAGAGAUCAGACCGAGUCCUGUUGCUACAGAGAGGAGCGUCACAGGAUCGUAGUCUUUACCACCGGAUCUUUGGAAAUUAGCAGAGAUGGGUCAGAACCGAACCAAGCAGCAGAUAGAGAAAGGCUUAAAGCUGUACCAGGCCAACCAGACUGACAAAGCCCUGCAUCUCUGGACCAAGGUGCUGGAGGAGACCUCGGACCCCCGGGGGGAAGUUCAGAGUGCUGGGGCUGUCUCAUCACCGCCCACUCGGAGAUGGGGAAGUAUAAAGACAUGCUCAAGCUGUGCAGUCUAAAGGUGCCCUGUCUCAGCGAGGGGAGCUGUGCAGUCUAAAGGUGCCCUGUCUCAGCGAGGGGAGCUGUGCAGUCUAAAGGUGCCCUGUCUCAGCGAGGGGAUCUACCGCGGUAAGGAGAGUCAGGAGGAGCUGAGGUGGUGAAGAGUUCCUGCGGUGUGUGCAGGAGCUGAGGGAGCAGGUGGUGAAGUUCCUGCGGUGUGUGGAGGAGCUGGAGAUGUACUGUGGAGUCCAUAGGAGAGAAGAAUCAGCAACUGCAGGCUCUGCCCUGCUCUCACAUCUUCCACCUCCAGUGUCCGCAGAACAACGGUUCCAAGGGCUGCCCCAAAUGUGUCCGUUCCUCCAUGAAGCCUUGGUUUGUGUGAUGGUAUGAGGGAAGGAGGCUACUAGGGUUCAGUAGGAGGCAAGGUGCCUCCACGAAGCCUUGGUUUGUGUGAUGGUAUGAGGGAAGGAGGCUACUAGGGUGCAGUAGGAGGCAAGGUGCCUGCCUGGAACCAGGACACUACAUCAUGUCAAUGGGAUUCCCCUGACUCUCAGUCACUCCUUUUUCGGACAAGGACAGAUACCAGUAGUUUAAGAGCAUCCCGCGAAUCUGCACCAGAUUUUGUCCUUUAUUUUGUAUUUUUCUCCAGCUACCGGUUCGGGUAGCAGACCAGCGGUUUUCCUGCAUUGUAAAGCAGCAACCACAGACACAAAGCCAUGCUCUGUUUGUUUCUAUGGCAGAGGCUGUGGUAAACCCAGAGACAUAAGAAAUACAAGAAGAAGAAGAAGAAAUUCAAAGCCUAGUCAGACUGGUUUACACAGAUAAGGUAGAAUGAUGCAAAUGACUUUGCUUGUGAUGCGCGCCCCUCGAACGAUACCAAAUGUAACAGCCUGAGCGCACUGGACUUGAAACAACCAUACAGAUGAAACCAUGUGACAUUUAAUGUAUUAUCUGACCGCCACUAGUGCUCCCCAAGUCAAAAGUCCAUGUGCGUUAGACAGGUCACGUUUAUAAGUGUGUUAAAUCUGUUGAUGAAGAUUAGGAAAAAUUCAACCAAUCAUUUGCAUAUUGAAUAAUAAUAAAUUGCAAAGAUAUUUAUUAUUCUCAUUUAUUUCUGUGAAAGUGUUUUGACAUUUCUAAAUCUGAUUGAUUCUACUGUUUAUUAGCAGUAACACCAUGUGGGUCGUUAUUACACCAUGUGGGUAGUUAUUACACCGUGUGGGUAGUUAUUACACCGUGUCGGUAGUUAUUACACCAUGUGGGUAGUUAUUACACUGUGUGGGUAGUUAUUACACCGUGUGGGUAGUUAUUACACCAUGCGGGUAGUUAUUACACCGUGUGGGUAGUUAUUACACCAUGUGGGUAGUUUUUACACCAUGCGGGUAGUUAUUACACCAUGUGGGUAGUUAUUACACCAUGUGGGUAGUUAUUACACCAUGUGGGUAGUUAUUACACCAUGUGGGUAGUUAUUACACCAUGUGGGUAGUUAUUAAACCAUGUGGGUAGUUAUUACACCAUGUGGGUAGUUAUAACACCAUGUGGGUAGUUAUUACACCAUGCGGGUAGUUAUUACACCAUGCGGGUAGUUAUUACACCAUGUGGGUAGUUAUUACACCAUGUGGGUAGUUAUUACACCAUGCGGGUAGUUAUUACACCAUGCGGGUAGUUAUUACACCAUGUGGGUAGUUAUUGCAUGUUUUCUUUGCAAAGCAGAACAAGUAAAUAAUACUUUGAUCAAUACACAAAUGGGUUUUGAUUAUCGAAAGUCACACUGUAUGAUUUUUUAUUUAUUUAUUAAUAUCAAUAUUUUUGUCAUCAUUUAUCCAAACAUUUCCAAUUAAUUUCAGCAUAUUGUGAGAAGUAUAAAGCACAUUCAUUAGCCUACAACAUCAUGUGAUCAACAACCCUAACUAACCCUUACUGGGUUUAGUAUAAUUUAUCGUUUUUGAUCAUAACUAUGUUUCAUGUGUAAGGAAUAUAUUUACUCAGAAGACAAGCUUACGUUGCAACAGCAUUGUCCCAAAUGGCUCAACAAUCAUCCCUUUCAACAUGUUAAAUGUUAAAUGUAAUAAUGAUUAGCUGGUUUUUUCCCCCUCCAAAUCCCAAUGUUUAUUAUGAUAUUGAAUAUAAUAAAACAUUUAUAAAACGAUUGUGUUUAUUCUUGUUAUGAUUUUGUUACAUUUAUAACAAACCCCAUUUAGAGAUACUAACACUGUAGCUAGAGAUAACAUGGUUGAAGAGAACUUUGUUUGAACGUUUGACCUUUUACCUAGUUGGUGUUAAAAGUUCAGAUAAUAAUCUCCUCACAUCUGAAUAUGAUUGUCUAGCUAAGCCUAAUGACCUGUUUGCUAUUGCUGGUAACGAUACAGAUCAUUGUUCCGUCAACGGUUUAAAGUAAACUACCUCAGAUUGUCUUUCUCCGAGCCUUGCCCCUCUCAACCACAUUUCUGCAGUAAAAAACACGGUCCACGUAAUAUAUCCCCUUUAGCAAUACAUCGUGUUUAGGGAAUUUCACCAAAUAUCAUAACAUGAUACUCCUCACUGAUAAGAAUCGUUCAAUGUUAGACAGUCUCUAACAUAGAUAUUUUUUGGUGAAACUCCCACCUCAAGUACCAUGUGGACAGACAUCAUACCAUCUACUCUACAUACAUGCGUACCUUCUAUGAUCAAAUAAAAACAAUGUUCUCAAGCUGUAUUGACCACAGUGAUUUCUCUACACUAUUGACCCCCUUUUAAGCAUGUGAGAACAAGCUGUCUAAAACAGGUACAUCUAUAGACAGGUUUCAGGAAGAACAAACUAAACGUGGACAUACAGUAAAUGUCAUGACUCACUCCACUCCAGGCAGUGUGGUUGCAACAACCCUUUCCACCUGAUGGUUAGUUACGGUAAGGACCAAUUCACUAGCAAUGAGGAAGUGAUACUCUACAUCCAAUCAAUUUGCUCUGAACUUGAACUAAACAGGUCCAGCUAGUCUGUCAGCAUUGACAAAGGUUUACACCAACAUCACUGAGAUCACAAAACAUUUAGUUGUUAGAGAGGUGAGGUUGCAGGAACCGAAUCUAGAAUAUAAUCUCUUUAUUCUAGGGUAGUAAGGUUGCAUGAUCACUAGAAUCAAAUGACAGCAAAACCAGUAAGACUAGCUUCACUCUCUGAGCAGGACCUGCUUUGUCCGGUGUGUUGUGAGGUGUUCAGCCACCCCGUCCUUCUGAAAUGUGGCCAUAACUCUUGCAAGGAGUGUUUACAGAAGCUGUGGGAAUGGAAAGGAGGCAGAGAAUGCCCCGUGUGUCAGACCGCGUCGCCCUCGGCGAGGCCUCCUAUCAACCUGGUCCUGAAGAUAGCAGCCGACAGGUUUACAGAGAGCAGGGCACGACCAGGGGGAGAGUGCCUUCUUCACAACGAGAAGCUGAAGUUAUUCUGUCGCGACGACGAGGAGCCCAUUUGUGUCGUCUGUCAGGCGUCCAAACAACACAAAGUACAUGCGUGCUACCCCGUAGAGGAGGCUGCCCUUGAGAGAAAGAUAGAGGUCUCAGCCAAGCUUGAUUCAUUGCAGAAACACCUGAAAAUACUCAACAAGACUAAAGAGGAUUGGGAAGAAACCAAAUAUUACAUAAAGAGCCAGGCGGACCAGACGGAGCGACAGAUGAAGGAGGAGUUUGAGAGGUUCCACCAGAUCUUGAGGGAGGAGGAGAAGAACAGAGUGGCCAAGCUGAGACAGGAAGAGGAGACGAACACUCAGGUGAUGUGUAUCAAGCUGGAGUACAUCAAGGAGAGGAUCGCAACCGUCACAGACGCCAUCGGUGAAGUAGAGACGGCUGUACAAGCGGAUGACGUGAAGUUUUUACAGGACUACAAGAAAACAAAAAGCAGGACCAAAUGCCCCCUGGGAGAGCCAGAGUGUAUCAGAGGAAUCCUGAUAGACGCUGCCAAACAUCUGGGAUCACUCAAGUUUGAAAUCUGGAAGAAGAUGGCAGACAUUGUCCAGAAGGUCCCCAUAACGCUGGAUCCCAACACAGCCCAGUCCAACCUCAGCUUCUCUGAGGAGUUCAGCAGUGUGAGGUACAGCAGUAAGAAACGCCUGCCAGACAACCCCGAGCGCCUCGCUAGCCGCAUCUCGGUCCUGGGAGCUACAGGGUUCACCUCUGGAAGACACAGCUGGACCGUAGAGGUGGGCCAGAGCAGGGACUGGUACAUCGGAGUUGCCCGAGAGUCCAUCAAACGCAAGUCCGCCAUCUUCCUCAACCCUGCUGAGGGAUUCUGGGUAAUCGGGUUGUGUAACGGGGAGACGUACUGGGCCCAGACGUGCCCGCGGAUGCGCCUGGCGGUGAAGAGAGAGAGGAAGCCAUGGAGGAUCACUGUGGAGCUGGACUACGACCGAGGGAAGGUGCUGUUUCUGAACGCAGUGGACUCAACGCUGAUACACAUGUUCAGAGAGAAGUUCACUGAGAGGAUCUUUCCUUAUUUUUCUCCUGGGAUGUAUGAGGAGGGAAACACCUCCAGUCCACUGACCAUCUGUCCCCUGACUAUAGCUGUAGAGGUACUGGACCAGAUCAAAAUACCAUAACUACCAUGACACCUCCAGUCCACUCACCAUCCGUCCCCUGACUAGCCAUUUGUAAUCACCAUCACUGUUCAGUACUCAAGUGUGCAAAAGAUGUAUAGUCAACCAUAUUCAAAUCAUAGCCAUUGAUAAAGGUCAGAAAAUGUUUAGUAGCAAACCAGUUAGUGGAUCUAGUAUAUGUGUAGGCAUGUGUGUUUACAAUAAACUUUGUGUACUUAUAAAGGUAUAUGCUGUACUUAUAAAGGUAUAUGCUGUACUUAUAAAGGUAUAUGCUGUACUUAUAAAGGUAUAUGCUGUACUUAUAAAGGUAUAUGCUGUACUUAUAAAGGUAUAUGUUGUACUUAUAAAGGUAUAUGCUCUACUUAUAAAGGUAUAUGGUGUACUUAUAAAGGUAUAUGCUGUACUUAUAAAGGUACCCUUAUAUGGUGUACUUAUAAAGGUAUAUGCUGUACUUAUAAAGGUAUAUGCUCUACUUAUAAAGGUAUAUGGUGUACUUAUAAAGGUAUAUGCUCUACUUAUAAAGGUAUAUGGUGUACUUAUAAAGGUAUAUGUUGUACUUAUAAAGGUAUAUGCUCUACUUAUAUAGGUAUAUGCUCUACUUAUAAAGGUAUAUGGUGUACUUAUAAAGGUAUAUGGUGUACUUAUAAAGGUAUAUGCUGUACUUAUAAAGGUACCCUUAUAUGGUGUACUUAUAAAGGUAUAUGCUGUACUUAUAAAGGUAUAUGCUCUACUUAUAAAGGUAUAUUGUGUACUUAUAAAGGUAUAUGGUGUACUUAUAAAGGUAUAUGGUGUACUUA
Messenger RNA from Coregonus clupeaformis (lake whitefish), 5878 nucleotides. Its product is annotated as zinc-binding protein A33-like. Lineage: Eukaryota; Metazoa; Chordata; Actinopteri; Salmoniformes; Salmonidae. Gene Ontology annotation, molecular function: zinc ion binding; protein binding. Bases 3639 to 5084 code for a protein of 481 amino acids. The transcript has 9 exons. The record is from RefSeq and is a predicted model, not a curated record.